UCGACCCGUUUACUCGGGCUGCGUUUAUGUUUCUUCUCUGGUUGAACCCGAAUCCGCUUUUCCUCUCCACCAUUGCUUUCGGUUCGUCAUCGAGGGCAUCGGAGCCGAGGUUGGAUGGUGCGAUGGGUUGGUCUCAUCCCGACGUCUCUCUCGACGAUCUCCUGCUCCUCGUCAAGGGCUUCGUUGACAUCCUAAUUCUCACCAAUGGCUACCAGUCCUCGGGUCUCCCUGCUGUCUGGGACGCUGCCACCAUCAAGAACGCUGUCCAUUGGGGUCUCUUCUUCCAGGACGUGUUUAAGAGGAUAAGUGGCUCCAAACAUUAUGAAGAAUCGCUAAACGAACUUGACAAAGCUUUGAGGGAUAUUAUAUCCAAUCCAUCUUUCCCACAGGGUCUGGUCUAUCUGUCUUCAUCAUCACUUUGUAAUGCAAGCGAUCUGGUUAUUGAAUAUUUACUUCAAGUUGACAAUCUGGGAGCUAAACAUUUGAUUUCACUUUUAACAGCAAUUGUGGAGAUGGAUGUUAAUGACCUUACUGGUCUAUGUAAUGUCAAUCCAUCUGCUUAUGCAGAUAGAUUGAUUCUGCAGAUGGAAUCACUAAAGUUAUUUUCAAAGGAUAAGGGAAAUAUAGUUAACUCUGGAGCUUCUUCGACUGCAAGUGAUCCAAACAUUUGCCAUGUUGCAAAGGCUAGAAAUUGCAACCUUUCUCUUUCUGAAGCCAAAGAAUGCAACUUUGCUGAUCCUUCAUGUUUUUUGAUUCAUGAAAUUCUUAAGAGGCAAACUCUUAUUUCAUGCACAUCUUCAGUAGAGAAUUGCUUAAACUCCUUUUUAAUGCUGGUCUUAAAGGAGUGCCUAGUUUCACACAGAAAGAUCUCCUUGGAAGGGAGAUCAUCAGCUACUAAUUCUCCAGAGAACAUGCCCGAGUUUUUCCAUUGGAGCCAGUGGCGGAUGAGGUGUUUAUUAUAUUUAACAGACAAAAGAACAAUCAAAAUUCUCUCUGGUGCCAAAUUGAUUUUCAGUGCUCCCAAGGUACAAUGGAUUAAAGUCCUUGACCAAUUAAAAUUUUCAUCAGAUGUUGAGGAUGGACACCUUCUCGAAAUUGUGGAAAUAUCAUUGUUGGGCUUUAUAUCUUGCAAAUGGAUAGAUUUGAUCAAAAAGUUUGUAUCUCAUUCAUGUGAUUACCUUCCUAUCUCUGAGCAGUAUUCUCUUCUCCAUCGCGUUGUGGAAGAGAAUUCUAAAUCUACACAUCCACACAUUGAAUCCUUGAGUUCCAUGGAAAAGGAUAUCAUUGAAUAUGUAGCUGCAUUAGUGGAUUCUCAGCAUCACAAAUUAUGGCAGCUACCCCAUGUACUUGUGGCAGCAGUUCCAUUAUGGUCAAUUUUGUUUAGGGCUAUCUGGAAUGAUAUAGAGAAGCGAUUUGUUGGAGAAGCCUCUUCUCAUAUCAGAUGCAAUGACUGCAAUCAAGAGGGCAAGGAACACAUCGACUGUUGUAUUGCAAUUCAAGUAUGCGGCUGUUCCAGUACUCUAUGUAAUCUAUGAUAUUCAACUUAGCAGAAAAGCUGCAAAAGUUUUUUUGUUUUUAUAAUAAAACUGCAAAAAUUGUUGAAGAAAUAGUUAAUUUUGAGGCAAUUUCUAUAAGAAUUUUAGGUAUUGUUGAACUAUUAUUCCCCACUGUGAGAGACUAAUAUGAAUUUAGGAACGUUCUGUAAUUGUUGCAAGGCCAAACACAUUUAUGAAUUCUGUUAGCCAACGUUUAUGAGUGAAUCUAAAGAAAUAUUAUAUAGAAGUUUAAUGUAAGAGUCGAAACUGUUGAAAUAGAAGUGCAAGGUUAACAGGAAAACCAUGAAAAAUGGAAGUAAUAUAUGAAGCCGGAAUGAUAACUUCAAUAUUCACUUGUGCUGUUGUAAACCUUUUUUUUUUUCUAAUAUUCUAUAUCUUCCAAAUAGAAAAUUGUAAUGAAAUUUAGCACAUAUGAUUUCUUCUUAAUUUUGUAAUUUCUGAAAUAAAAUGGAAUUGCUGCUGGUUUUCAACUUGAUGGAUUUAUCAUCCACCAUGGGUAAAAUGUAAAAGAAUUUCAUGUCAUGUUUAAUUUGUUGACUGCCUGUUCUAUAUCCUCCUGGCUUGUGGUGUCCCGUCGUCAACUAUGUGGUUGAACAAUUAUAAAAGUUAUGAAUUGGAUAAGCGUUUAGCAUUAUUUAUAUCUGAUACUUAAGUGCACACUGUGUC
This is a messenger RNA of Zingiber officinale, 2222 nucleotides long. RefSeq lists its product as uncharacterized. Gene Ontology annotation, biological process: interstrand cross-link repair. The coding region runs from base 27 to 1535 and encodes 502 amino acids. The transcript is spliced from 9 exons. The record is from RefSeq and is a predicted model, not a curated record. Lineage: Eukaryota; Viridiplantae; Streptophyta; Magnoliopsida; Zingiberales; Zingiberaceae. Gene Ontology annotation, cellular component: Fanconi anaemia nuclear complex.